This is a messenger RNA of Leishmania braziliensis MHOM/BR/75/M2904, 300 nucleotides long. RefSeq lists its product as hypothetical. NCBI's taxonomy places the organism in Eukaryota, Euglenozoa, Kinetoplastea, Trypanosomatida, Trypanosomatidae. The record is from RefSeq and is a predicted model, not a curated record. The transcript has a single exon. The coding region runs from base 1 to 300 and encodes 99 amino acids.
AUGGUAGAAAGCGUUGAGGUGCUGCAGUGGCGCAUCAACCACGCUAUUGAGAACCAGAUGAUACCACCCGAAACGAACUAUAUCAGUGAGCUGCUUGCUGCCAGCUUAGCUCUGGACAACUCCAACGAGCAACUGAGGCUGCUUGAUUAUCGGUGGCAAGCGUAUCUCGACAAACAGUACGUGCAGUGCCAACAUUUGGACGAAUUUUUGGAAGGACUAGUGCAGCACCUCCUGAAAAAGAAGCCCGACCGUCCGUUGGAAGAGUUGCUUCUAUACCUCGAAAGUGAAAGAAGGCAGUAG